Messenger RNA from Amoebophrya sp. A25, 2535 nucleotides. Lineage: Eukaryota; Dinophyceae; Syndiniales; Amoebophryaceae. The record is from the annotation of a GenBank genome assembly.
AUGCACAAGAUGCCCGUGGUCGUGAACAAUAUUGAAAGAUCAAGGCCCUCUUCUGCAGCUAUGCUCUACUUCCUGCUUGCUUUCUCUCUCGCUACUGCCCGCUAUACCCCAGACCCCGGCACUUCCUACUACUGUGGUUCUCACACUUCUUGCUAUGCCGUUCUCGGCACGAAUCAGGAAGCGCUUCUGGCGAUUGUGGAGGACGAUCGUGCAAAAUUCCUGCGACGUCUGUAUCGUGAAACAAUUAAGGCUACCACAAAUCCAUCUUCACAGGCAUCCUGAGACCGUUUUGAAGGGGGAAAAGGUUUCAGGAUGCGCGCGAAGAUGGAUUUCUUUGAGUUCUAAAACAAGCAAGAAAGCCCAUCCGGAUUUGGUUACUAGUUCUACAUCUUCUACAGACUUCGAAACGGUGAAGAGAGCCUUUCACGUGUUAGCUGAUUUUACGACUUCAUUUUGUAGUUGAGCCUUUGAUGAGUGCUAGCUGAUUUUAUUACGACUUCAUUUUGUAAAGACUGUCAUUUUCUAACAUGUAGUUGUAUUCCAACAUACUUAGACACGCCUACCUCAUUUAUUUUUCAAAGAAGUAUGAUUUUCAAGGUCGAGAAAUCAGUAUUAACAGUACCAAAAGAAGAUGCAACUAUUGAGAUACAUGCACAAUAUGAUGCACAUCUACUACAUCUACUUCUACAUGCACCUCCUCUAAGGAUCCGAAGCUUCGUCGCGCGCAUGACUAUUUUUGGUCGCAAAUGGCAGAAGACGAUCCAGACGAGAGGCUAUUUUUAGAAGAAUACUACGUGGAUCCAUCGUGGUUUCGCCAGAACGCGCAUAAUUACCGUGAUACUUUCGUUCAGCGACAGGACGACGAAGAGGAGGAAGAGGGAGUAGAUACUUAUGACGCGGUGUGUCGUUGGAGGAUGAACAUGAACUCAAUUUAAUUACUGUUGGUCAAUGGUCAUUACUGGCUCAAGAUCCAAUGAAUGAACCUGAUUUCAAUGCCAAAUGACUGCUCACACUCGUCACCUUGAUCAUGAUCAACGCCCUUCCUUGUCUUGAACUCAUGUUAGUUCCUCGCACGAUCAUCAUUUGAACUCAAUGAAUUCCAACAUGAACCAGCAGUAAGAUCCCCCAGGUCUUUAACUGCAUUAUGACCCUUCAUGAUAUCCCAAUGACAUUGGACCCAUUUUGAUACCAUUUCAGGGCCUUAAACAGUCAGUGAUCAUUCGGCACGUCCGUUCUGAUCGUCUUUCUGUUACAUUGCAACGAUAAUCAUUCCAUUUGCUCUCAAGAGCCUCAUAGUGCGCUUGGACGUGUUCGGGUGUUCCAACAAUUACUUAGAAGUCGUUUUUUUAAAUUUAUUAUUGAAAGCAUGGCCAUUAACUUAAUUUCUACAACGUCAACGCUGUUUUAAUUUUAUAUCUAUUCUACAUGCUGAUGCUUUCCUUUUUUUGCUUUUUCUAGUUUUUAGGUUGGCUCCACCCCUCUUUUAAUAUUGAAAGCGAAAGCCACUCUUUUUGGCAGUCCCAGUGAUAUUCAUCCCCUGGCCUUGAAGAAAGACAUAAUUGUUCUGAUUGUGGAAGAAAGCCACUCUUUUUUGCAGUGAUAUUCAUCCCGUCGUCUUGAAGAAGGACAUAAUUGUUCUGAUUGUACCCUCCUACACCUACUGUUCUUUCCCUGUUGAAUCUCCCUCUUCUAAACAACUGUCGGGGAAGUGAACGCCAAUUCUUCUCCACUGCCUAGAUUUGAAGCAUGGUUACGUUCUUGGAUACAUUUCAUCCUACGGGUCACGCCUUUGGGCCAGGAAACCGAAACUGGUCGCACUAUUGUCGCCAUUAUUCUUGUUGUUAAGGAAAGGUUUGCAUACCCCGCCAAGAACAACUUCAUCGUGACGAGAAGCAUCUUUCCUGGACGAGAGUUUUUCUUUUUGUACUAAGCAGGGUGCAUGGAGGCUUCUGAGAUGCGCUUCAAGAUGAAGAUGGGUCUAAGGUCUAAUGUCGUGAUACUCUUCACCGUGUGUGAAUUUGUGCACCGCUGGAGUCAGUACGUCAUCCGCUUGCGAGGGGUCAUAGCAAGUCAAGAUUUUCGCAGACGGGCAGAACAAGUGCGAAGGAGUAACCCUAGUACUAUGAAGAUAACGUCUUCGAGUUCGAGUGGUCUUGAAGAAGGUGAAACUGAAAGUUCCACCAAGAAUAAUCUGAAUAAGAAGAUGAAGACACUAUCAUCUUCAUCUUCGAACAAAAAGAGCGUAGUUCACUCAUCAACGACAUCGAAGAAAGGAAACAAUUCAUCCAAAGAUCGUCCCAUGCUCUCUUUAGAAGAAGCAGCCAUCCACGUCUUUGAAAAUGAAGUAGUACCACACGCUUCUCCCCCAGCGUUGACAGAUCUAUUGUUGCUUAGGUUCCUUAUCUUUGUCUUCUUCUAUGGCCCAAAAGAUGUACUUCGCUUUAUGGUCUCGACAGAACAAAUGAAAGCUUGUGAAGAUCAGACUCCUACGACAUCUCCAGAUAGUGGCACUUCAACAACAUCUUUUCGCCUUGU